GUGACAGGUGAUCCCGCCUAUCAAGCCUCCAGCAGCGGGGAGGCGGGGCAGCACGUCAUGUGACUGACCAUGCGCAGAUGGUGGGGAGCUGGCAGCAAUUUCCUGUUACACCUUAACCCGGGGUCUUCUGUGUGUACGAUGGCCGCGCAGAGCAGCAGCCCUUUAGAUCACUUCAGCCUGAUCGGUCCCGGAAUUGACGUCAGACACCCACCCUGCAAACGCCUGGACACUCCUGCGUUUUCCCUACCACUCCCAGAAAACGGAAUUAAGUUCUCCCUAUAUGCAAUGAUGCCCUCAAGGAGUAGCGCAACUGUAAUGCCAAAUAGCAAAGUGAAGUACUCCAAGCUUUCUGACACAGAUGAUGGCUACAUUGAUCUUCAGUUUAAGAGGAGCCCUCCAAAAAUUCCUUACAAAGCCAUUGCUUUGGCAACUGUCCUGUUCCUGAUUGGUACUUUGCUGAUUGUGAUCGGAGCCCUCCUAAUUACUGGCCACAUUAGUAAUGGGGGGAAUGAACGUGCCAUUCCUAUACUGAUCAUUGGAAUUCUGGUUUUCCUGCCCGGAUUUUACCACCUCCGAAUCGCUUAUUAUGCUUCUAAAGGAUACAGAGGUUAUUCGUACGACGACAUUCCAGACUUUGAUGACUGAGCCGCUGUGGGAACGGCACGUAUGAUAGGGCUGCACUUGGAGCCUGCCGAUAGAAGUAGGACAAGCAGAAGCAGACCCCACUGUACAUACAAUGUGGCUUCAGUGUAGCUGUACAGUUGUGAAAAUUAAGUAGAUUGCUGCUUCUAACAUUGUAAACACCUUUCUGCAACUAUCCAAAAAGUUUUGGAAGGUGGGGCCAUCCCAUAGCUGCGAUAAGAUCACAGCAGACUUUCUUUUAAACAAAUGAUUAUACCGGCAAGUAAAGAACUGUAUGCAAUAAGAGCAAAUAUGUAAACACCUGGACAAAUCCAGACUAUAUUUCAUGACUUGGACAUGUACCAACAUUUUUCAGUCCCACCAAAAGGACAUGUAGUCAUGGACAUGGGAAAUUGAACUGUACUAAUUUCAUUUUUUUUUUUUUAAUCGAUCAAAUCCAUGGGAUGAGAGCUAUACGAGCUGUACAGGUGUAUCUAUAGAAAUGAUUCUGUUUACAAAACACAAAUGCAGACCUGUCACGUGCUUCCCUACCAUGAUUCUGUGUACGACAUUGAAGUAACUUAUAUGAAGGUGGGUGCUGUUCUAUUUGUGUCCCCCAUUCAUCAUGGCGCUGCUGCUUUACAUAAUGCAUUUUCAUUCUUGCACACACCAAAGUAUAACAUGCUUCGUGUCCAGGUAAAAGACAUGGGGCGGGAUGUAUUACCAGCCAAACUGACUUUUUUUUUUUAAAGGGGCAAUCACUUAAAGGGCAUGGUUUUGCCCUGUGAUUACCCCUUUAAAAAAAUGUCCGACUUUGGCCGACAUCCCGCACGGCGGCCGAACUGUGGCGGCAGUAGAUCCCGCCCAUGAUCUGACAUCUUUGUGCCGUACCUUAAUUGCUGCCCUUUUAAGUUGAAAUAAAUGUUAAUUAUUUAAUUGAA
Molecule: messenger RNA, 1562 nt
Organism: Pseudophryne corroboree (corroboree frog)
Lineage: Eukaryota; Metazoa; Chordata; Amphibia; Anura; Myobatrachidae
Gene: TMEM230
Product: transmembrane protein 230
Exons: 5
Coding region: 70-645 (191 amino acids)
Biological process (GO): synaptic vesicle transport
Cellular component (GO): synaptic vesicle; endomembrane system
Source: RefSeq, a predicted model, not a curated record